CAGUUACUGGCAUGUCCUGCGAGGGCCACUACAUUGGCUACAUGUUCCUUGGUGAGGUGGCACUGGGCAGAGAGCACCAUAUCACCAUCGACGAGCCCAGCUUGAAGCAGCCACCCCCUGGCUUCGACAGUGUCAUCGCCCGAGGCCGCACCGAGCCUGAUCCGACCCAGGACACCGAGGUGGAGCUGGAUGGCCAGCGAGUGGCGGUGCCCCAGGGCCGGCCUGUGCCCUGCCCAGAGUUCGGCAGCUCCACAUUCUCCCAGAGCGAGUACCUCAUUUACCAGGAGAGCCAGUGCCGCCUGCGGUACCUGCUGGAGGUGCACCUCUGAGCUGCCUGCCCCCCUGCCCUGGUCCCCCGGGGCCCUGCUGGGAGCAGACUGUUAUCCUAAACCCUGCCCAUCUCUGGUGCCCCCAUGUCACCCCUUCUUGCUCCCAGAUCUCCCUGCUGCAUCCCAGACAGUGACCCCGCCGCCCCACUCCAAUGCUUGCCCACCUUGGCACGGUUAUGUCCCAGCGUCUCGCCCCCUAAGGUCGUGGAAGGAUGGACUGGCGUUAUUACUGGGACAGAUGCAGCAGCCUGUUCAAGGCUGUGCAGCGAAAGGAGCACAGGCUGGGAGUGGGCGGGAUCCCACAUCCCCCGACCCCUGGGGUUCCACCCUGGCCCAGACCCUUCUUCCAAGGGGUGUGAUCACCACGGUGGGCUGAACUCCAGGCACGCACAGGCGAGUAUAUUAAACAUUGUGUCCACUCAGCCCCAGCCUCUGCUUGU
Molecule: messenger RNA, 769 nt
Organism: Hipposideros armiger (great roundleaf bat)
Lineage: Eukaryota; Metazoa; Chordata; Mammalia; Chiroptera; Hipposideridae
Product: poly [ADP-ribose] polymerase 3-like
Exons: 2
Coding region: 12-329 (105 amino acids)
Biological process (GO): double-strand break repair; protein poly-ADP-ribosylation
Cellular component (GO): site of double-strand break; nucleolus
Molecular function (GO): NAD+ poly-ADP-ribosyltransferase activity
Source: RefSeq, a predicted model, not a curated record